This is a messenger RNA of Anneissia japonica, 3095 nucleotides long. RefSeq names its product solute carrier organic anion transporter family member 2A1-like. The transcript is spliced from 9 exons. The record is from RefSeq and is a predicted model, not a curated record. NCBI's taxonomy places the organism in Eukaryota, Metazoa, Echinodermata, Crinoidea, Comatulida, Comatulidae. Gene Ontology annotation, biological process: sodium-independent organic anion transport; transmembrane transport. Gene Ontology annotation, cellular component: membrane. Bases 7 to 2043 code for a protein of 678 amino acids. Gene Ontology annotation, molecular function: protein binding.
ACCAAGAUGACUAAGAAAAUUGAAUACCAAGAAAAGUCAGAGGAUGAUGAUGAUUUGACAACAAAUACCAAGCCAAGUUACUUAACCCAUCCAAUAACGUUCAUUGUGUUGUUUAGCACAAUAAUAUUUCUCGAUUCAGCCACUUUGUAUGGGUACAUAGGCGGAGUUCUAACGACAAUUGAACGACGUUUUCAAAUAUCAAGCACUACUUCCGGAACAUUGUCCACACUCAAUAGCAUUUCGUCACUUUCAGUCUUAAUAUUUGUCUGUUAUUUUGGCGCAAAGCUGCAUAUACCACGUGUCUUAGGCGUCAGUGGAAUUACAGUUGGAAUUGGUUUACUGUUGAAUGCACUACCCCAUGUGAUUUUUGUGCCAUACCAACCUACAAGCGACAGUGGCUAUGGUUUCUAUGCGAGUGGCAUGAACAACACACUGAUGUGUUCCCCAGAGAACACAGAACAUUCAUGUACAGAACAGGAGACAAAUGAAGUUAAAUAUGGUCAACUAAUAGAUAUUUGGCCCAUCGCUCUAGGUCAGGUUAUAUUGGGAAUAGGCAAUGCAGCUCUGUACCCCCUUGGUAUAACCUAUUUGGAUGACUCGACAAAAGACAGGUCAACGACAGGAUUGUAUGUUGCAAUCAUCCUGUUUCUUGCGUCGGCUGGACCGUUUGCCGGAUUUAGUGUCACUGCAAAAGUGCUGGGAUAUCGCACAGAUUUUUACAAACAUGAUGAUACGAGCAUUCAAGCUGAUGGAAGUGGUUCAAUAGGGGCUUGGUGGCUUGGAUUCGUCAUAUUCGGUACACUUACUAUCGUUUUCAGUAUACCAUUAUUGUUCUUCCCACGAAAGCUGGCAGUUUGGGAAAGUUCGUGCAUGUCUCGAAUAAGACGAAAACCUACGGAUGAUGAUUUUGACGUUGCAGCAGCCUACAGAUCCUUACAACCUUCUGAAGAAAAGCAAGGAUUAAUAAUUUUGAUCAAAGAGUUCUUGGUAGCGUUAAAAAGAAUGGUAACGAAUCCAAUAACCAUGUCACUCAACCUCGGCAUUGCGGCGAGUGCAUCUAUUGGAGUUGGGCUUACGUACUUCUUUGCAAAGUACUUGGAAACGCAGUUCGAUCUACAUCCAACAAAGGCGGCAUUUUUUACUGGUGUAGUAUUUCUACCUGGUACUUUGAUUGGAGUCAUUCUUGGAGGAGCUAUAACAUCAGUUUUUCGGCUGAGGACUGCUGGAAUGUGUCGCUUGAUUAUUGUCCUAGCUUUUAUCGGUCUUAUAGUUUCAUCAGCUGGCAUAUUGGUCAAAUGUCCUCAGCGAAAGAUAGCCGGACUAACAACUGGUUACAAUAGCAUUACCCACAGGGAAAAUAAUUCGACCGUUGUUGCUAGUGGACCAUGCAAUGAAAACUGUUCGUGUCCAAGUAAUGUUUACCAACCGAUUUGUGGAUCCGAUGGUUUAACUACGUAUUUGUCGCCUUGUCACGCAGGUUGUAUUAUGGCGGUUGCUGAAUCGAACAUAACCAACGAUAGGAAUGUAUCUGCUUUUGACGAUUGCAGCUGCUUUUCAAGUGCAGAUAUGACUUCUGAAAAAAUGCCUAUAAAUGAAGCCUGUCCCAGGAACUGCAGUCAUGGUUUGAUGAUAUACAUGGUUGUUACAAUAGUUUGGAGCUUAUUGAGUUCUAUUUUAUACAAUCCAAUGUUCUUGCUUAUCAUGAGAACUGUUGAUAAGAACGACAGACCACUGGCAUUAGGAUGUUUUGGGCUGAUUAUGCGUGUCCUUGGUAUGAUACCUGCUCCCAUUUACUUUGGAGCUGUAAUCCAAUCAACUUGCCUUUUACGAUCCAGUGUAUGCGGUCAAGAGGGGGCGUGCUUGGUGUAUGAUACAGAUGCAUAUCGCCUGCGGUAUAUUGGCCUACAAAUCGGUCUAGAUGUCAUAUCAUUGUCUUUCUUCAUUAUUACAAUGUUCUUAAUAAAUCGGAAAAUAUCCGCAACCCAUUCUCCAUUGGAUACACGCAAUCCGGAUGACAUGGAUGACGUCACCACUGGUAUUUGAUUUAUCAAUGGAGGGUUACAAUAACAAAUUGGAAAUCCAUAUUUAUCAUUUUAUAUCGUAUUAUUGUUAUUAUGUAUUGUUUUUAUUGUUGGCCUUUUUACCUUUUUCUGUGUUUUGAAUUUACAAUAUUUUAAAUGUUUUAAAUAUAUGUAUGUAUGCUUUUAUCGAAGGCGCUAAAUGAUCAGUUCAUUUUGUAACUGGAUAGGUCACUCUCUUUAAAAAUGGUAAUAAAUAAAAUAAAUAAAUAUAGUUGUUAACAAGUUAAAAAUGAUGUUCUAUUUUGGGUAGUCAACCUAUGUUACGUUGAUACUGGUUCUCUCAUUUAAGAUAGCCCUACAUAGUGUAUGCAGUAUAAGAAAUGCAUUAUAGCAAAGAGUAUAGAAUUACAAGAGGUAUUUGGUAUGCACACAAUGAAACGUGAAAAAAGUGCUACGCAAGGUAAGUUAGGGGCGCUCUAUUAGCAUUCGAAUCAUUGGAAUAGAGUUAAUUCGAAAAUCAUCUUUUGAAAGACAGGCCCCUUCGUGGUAGUAGGCCCUGCGUUUUGAAAUGGAUUACGAUCCAACAAAACCACGAGAAUCGGACCUCUUACAGUUCUAUACUCUUAUGUUAGGCUUGUAGUUGUAGACCUAUUUUACCGAUAGUUAAUCCAAUAAAAGAUUCCUUCAACAUUUCUGUUUUCUGAGUUUCAUUUUUUCAAUUUCUGAAUUUUUCAGUUAUAUGAAAAUGUGUUUCUAUGAUUGAUUGAGAAUCAAUUCAUCACAUAAUUAGGCUCAUAGUUUGUUUUAUUGCUUUUAUAGUAACAAAAUGUUUUAUGCGCUCUAUAAAUAAAGCAGGUAUAUAUAAAAAUCGACAUACAGGGAUAUGAAUUGUUAUGACCAUAAUGUAAACGAUUAAAAUUAAUAUUUAUUUUAAUAUUAUUUUUAAUAAGGUUCAAAACAAUUUAUGGUUUUGUACAAAAAUUCUAAUAAUAAAUUCAUUGACAUUUUUGUCAAUAAUAUAUUCAUUGACUUUAUUGUCAAUUUAUCAUUUUAAUAAACAGGUUUGUGAUGUUA